Molecule: messenger RNA, 1356 nt
Organism: Tuber melanosporum (Perigord truffle)
Lineage: Eukaryota; Fungi; Ascomycota; Pezizomycetes; Pezizales; Tuberaceae
Exons: 5
Coding region: 52-1356 (434 amino acids)
Biological process (GO): transcription elongation by RNA polymerase I; nucleolar large rRNA transcription by RNA polymerase I; RNA polymerase I preinitiation complex assembly
Cellular component (GO): RNA polymerase I complex
Molecular function (GO): DNA binding
Source: RefSeq, a predicted model, not a curated record
AUAACUUUUACAAACCUUCACCAACCUACAGCCCACUCACCACCUACCACAAUGCCGACCGAAACAAAACGGAAACGAGAAUCCUCCUCCAAAAUCAAUGGGCCACUUCCGGACUACACCAUCACGGUAGCGCCCACUAGCGAUUACCCUCCAAUUCUCGCUUCAUCACAUGGCAUAUCCAUGCCACCAACUACUCAAUUCACACCUUAUGCCCAUACAGCCAACCCGCCCGCCAAAAAGUCCCGGAAGGCAGAGGAAUUCCUGCUCUAUGGAGAGACUCCUAGAAUCGGGUAUGAGGGUCGGGAGAUGUCCGAAGACGGAGAGUAUCGGAGGCAUUACGUUGGCAUCUUCAAUCCUGAGACGAACGGUAUCGAAUUACAUGUUGCGCCGAAGCUUCAUUUUAGUAGGAUGAUCAAGGCGCAUAUCAAGCGUGAUCGGUUGGUUGACGGGAAAGGUGUUGUUAUGAGUAACGUGGAUUCGAGAACAGCCCUAGGUAAAGAAUUCGGUACGAAGAAAAGCCAGAAGAGACUUCGUGAGCUCGAACUCAACAAGAUUGAUGUCUCGGAUAUGGGCAAGGACAUCACUACCUCGAUUGUCUCUCAGGUGGAAGCAAAUACCAAGGACAUGCCCACCGCGACGGAACUGGGCAACCAGAUCCGCGAGAAUAAGCCUAUUCCAAAGGUGAACCAUGACGCAAAACACCCUAAUGAGGUUUACAACCUCGAAGACAUCAUCGGCUCCGACGAAUAUAAUGUCAUCUGGGUCCGAGAAUGGGAGAGAGGUGAAGAACUGAGGAGUAAAUCCUCCUUCGUCCAAUCCCGCAUCCGCAAACUCUCCGAAGACAAGAACAAAAAGCACACCCGCCCUCUAAAAAUUCUUCGCUACAUCUCCUUCAUGAUAGACUUCUACCUCUUCCAGCAGCGCGGCCGCGGCCGCCUGCCCGCCAUGGACCGGGUGAAGAAAGCCCUAUCCAUAGACCACGUGAUAGCAGAGGGCUUCUUCAGACGCUUUACCGAAAAAACCAUCUCCGGCGAAGGGGGAAGCGACAAAGAAACAUAUGCCGUAUCUCCCGCACUUGCGAAUAAGAUCCUUUACCACAUGGCUGUGCUUUGCUUAAUGGUAGACCAAUACGACGUGGAUAUCUUCGAGUUGAAGAAUGAUCUCGGCGUGCAACCUAAAGAGCUUACCCUAGCAUUUAAAGAAGUCGGCUGCUCGAUCCGAGAAUUAACGAAGCCGCAGUACACCGCCAUGAAAAUGACGAAGGCGGAGGCCGCGCAGCAUAAGAGGGCGGUGUUGAAGAUUCCCUUGGAAUUCCCGAAGCCACCCACUAGGAGGGCUAAGGCGACCGGGCGGUAA